AUGCGCGCGUGUCUCUGUGUCCCUCUGCUGGCUGCGCUGCUCCAUCCUGCCGCCUGCCUCUACAACUGUUCCUCCGAGUAUGAGAGGACGCCAGACAACUCGGACCUGUCGGUGGACUGCGGCACCAGCAUCAUCACGCUGGAGAUCAACCUGUGCACGGCCCAGUGGUCCGGAUUCAAUGCCUCGGAUUUGGCCCUGAACAGCAAGCACAACACCUCCGACUGCAAGGGGACGGUGGACGACAGCGUGGAUCCUCCUGUGAUCCGUUACCAGCUUCCAGUCAACCACAGUCAGGAGAACCCGUGUCGGCAGUCUCUGCAGAUCGUGGACGAAGCCCCGGAUCCCUCGGGUCCCUUCAGCACCUUCCUCAGCAUCCAGUCUGUGAUCAUCACCGGCUUCAUCGACACCCCCAGAGAAGAAUCCGGGCUGAUCAGCUACUCCACAGACCUCUACUAUCACUUCUCCUGCCGCUACCCACUGGAGUACCUCCUCAACAACACUCAGAUCGUGGCGUCCUCCGUCUCGGUGGCCACCAGCGACAGCAACGGGACCUUCAUCGAUAUGCUCACGAUGAGUGUGCACAAUGACACUGACUACGCGCACCCGUUAAUUGUGCCCAUAGACGGGGUGGAACUGCGGAAGAAUAUUUACGUGGAGGUCAAAGCAGUGAACCUGACAGGGAACUUCUAUGUGCUGCUGGAUCACUGUUUUGCCACACCCAACGCAUACAACAUGUCACAAACCGAAGUGCACGACUUCUUCACGGGCUGUACAGUGAACGACCGGACGACGGUGCCGCUCAACGGCCAGUCCACCGUCGCCCACUUCUUCUUCAGAGCCUUCCGCUUUGUUCAACACCGAAACCAGGCCAAGUCCACCAUCUACCUGCACUGCAUCCUCAGACUGUGUGAGCCCACCAAGUGUCUGGAGCUGUUGAACGCUUGUAAUAACAGAAGGAAAAGAUCUGUUGCACCAUUUGGAGAGGCCACCAGUGACUCUGCCACCAUUUCAGUCGGACCCAUCUACACCGCCAGAGAAGGUAUCUGUUUUAAAGGUGUCUUCCCACAUUCAGGCAACAACUUUGUGGCUCCAGAGAAGGAGGAGGUGAACUUGACGGGGUUGGCGGUGGGCGUUGUCUUCGGCUCUGCCGCGGCUGUCAUGCUGGUGCUGGGCGGCUGGUUUGCAGUGAAGAAGUUUUACUGGGCAGGAGGGCUGCCUCGAGCCUUCCACUGA
Messenger RNA from Synchiropus splendidus (mandarinfish), 1233 nucleotides. Its product is annotated as zona pellucida-like domain-containing protein 1. The record is from RefSeq and is a predicted model, not a curated record. Lineage: Eukaryota; Metazoa; Chordata; Actinopteri; Syngnathiformes; Callionymidae. Gene Ontology annotation, cellular component: cell surface. Bases 1 to 1233 code for a protein of 410 amino acids. The transcript has 9 exons.